AUGGCAAUGCUGGUUCUCGACUGUCAGGUCAGUGAUUGGGGUCAAUGGAGCGACUGUAAUGCGUCCUGUGGUGCCGGCGUUAUGACACGUUCACGCAAAGUUCUCCAGCCGGCCCAGAAUGGUGGCAAACAUUGUCCAACAUUAUUGCAGAAACGUGGCUGUCAAGGUUUUCGAUGUCAUGGCCAUCAUCGCGAUAAGAAAAUAUUGCGGGAAACUGCCCUACUAUUGCCGGCUGGCUUGUCUCACAGACGUCAAAGCAGGAACAGCAGCAACAAUAAUACCCAGCCGCAUAUUCACCAUGACAACAACAGCAGUAGCAACAACAACAACAGCAAUAACAACAACAGCAAUCAACAAAAACAUCAGCAUCAGCAUGAAGAAGAAUACUGUGUUGAGUUCGAAGUACUGAGAAGUUCCAAGGCCUGUCAUAAGCUGCCACCCUAUAAUUUGCUAAUUGAAGGAGAUCGCAUUGUGGUCCGCUGUGACAUGGAAGCCUACAUCCCCGAUUUUAUGCCAAUGGAUGAAAUGAAUACAACCACCACCACCAGCAAUAACAACAACAAUAUGAAACAUCACAACAGCAACAACAACAAACCCACAUAUAAACAACAAAUACCCAAUACAUCGGCCAUCAUGGAUGCGGAGGAGGAGGAUGAAACGGAUCUGGAUGCCGACAGUGAUGAGAAUCUGAUUGAGGAUAACAGCAGCAGUAGCAGCAGCAACAGCGAUGAGGAGCACGAUGAAUACGAUACGGCAUCGUUGACACAAAAAUUGGGGGCGACAAGUAGCAGUCUGGCAACCGCCACCACCACCACCACAACUGGACGCACCUCGAGCACAACGACAACCCUCUCACCCUAUCCCCCCUUACAGAUACGGCAAUUCCAUUGCCGCGGAGAGGGUCUACCGGGACGUACAACACGUUGGACCGCUCUGGCGGCACCCUCAUGCCGUGGCAAAUGGUUGAGAUUGACACUGGAUGCACCCAAGAAAUGUACACACCCCCAAUUUGCAUUUGUUUAAAUGUGGCCCAAGACGGGGAGCCAUCUGAGAGAGAGAGAGGCCCAUUCAAUUUCAAUUUCAGUUCUAUCGGGGUCCGCAUGGGCGGGAAAAGAAGUUGGAAGAAGAAAACAUAAUUACCACUUUCUACACCAGAUUUAUUUCAGGACACUAUCAUAAUCUGAGUUUUAAGUAGAUUUUAGAAUUUAGUUUGAGAUCCCAUCCUAAUUUAUUUCCCUAGACUGUAAGCGUAACGAUUAUAAAUGGCAUCCACAAAAAAAUGAAGAAAAUAAAUGUUCAUAGCAAGUAA
Messenger RNA from Musca domestica (house fly), 1309 nucleotides. RefSeq lists its product as uncharacterized. Lineage: Eukaryota; Metazoa; Arthropoda; Insecta; Diptera; Muscidae. The record is from RefSeq and is a predicted model, not a curated record. The transcript has 5 exons. Bases 1 to 1023 code for a protein of 340 amino acids.